Messenger RNA from Neospora caninum, 4149 nucleotides. RefSeq lists its product as hypothetical. The coding region runs from base 1 to 4149 and encodes 1382 amino acids. Gene Ontology annotation, biological process: intra-Golgi vesicle-mediated transport; protein transport; Golgi organization. The record is from RefSeq and is a predicted model, not a curated record. The transcript is spliced from 15 exons. Gene Ontology annotation, cellular component: membrane; COG complex. Lineage: Eukaryota; Apicomplexa; Conoidasida; Eucoccidiorida; Sarcocystidae.
AUGGCGCGAAUAAACGAAGUCGAGCCUGCGCCGUUCUCCGGUGUUGAGCGAGGGCCGCAAGAGAAGAAGCAAACACUUGCAUUUCCAGAGGAGACACACGACAGCGAGAGACCAGGAGUUCAAGGUAGCAGUGGAAGAACGGAAAAUGGUGCAGAGACGCGAAGCACAAACAAGGCAACUCCCGCCAAUGGCCUUCCGUUGACGGACCAGCCCCACGCGGCCAAUCCCCUUGCCUACGUUCUCGAGAGACGCAAACAUUGCUCUCUUCAGGCGCUGCAUUCCUCGCUGGCAUCCUCGUGUUCGUCGCUGCAAGAGCAGCUUCUGACGUACCUUCAGACGAACUACGCGGAGAUAUCCUCGAUUGCCUCUGAGUUGGAAGACGCCGACGGCGAGCUCCGCCCGCUACUGACCCCCCUCUCCGAGUACAAGCUUCGCGCCCAGACGCUUUUCGCCCAACUCAACGCCCAGCGGGCCUCGCUCCAGUUUCUUCUCCAGCAGAAGCAGCGGGCGCUCAGCAGAAGAAGACAUCUGCGACUCGUUAGUCAGGCGUACCGCAGUUUCCGUGUCACCGCAGCGGACUUGCGUUCGCUUCUCGGUUCCUCUAGCUGCCCAAAUGGUGGUUUUUCGAAGGCGCUCCACAGUGGAGGGACCGCGGAGUCGCCCUCGGCGUCCGACGCGCUCCCGGCCUUGGCUGCCUCGGAGACAAGGGCGCGUGCCGCGUCGCGAGACGCCGGCAAAGAGGAGACAGCAGAGGCGGGCAAGCGACGGGAGAUCGCGGCAGCUCGAGGCCGUUUCUUCGAUUCGGUCGAACGCCUGAGGCAGACUCUGGAGGAGGCGCCGAGCCUCAGUUCCGGAGACACCCACGGGGAAGGCGAGGCUGCCGCAGGAGACCUUGCUCUCGCGGCGUCCGAGCGGGCGCGCGUGGCGACGCAGGCGGCACAGGCGGCGCAGGCGUCGGGCGAAGAAGGCGCGAACUCUUUCUUUGACGGCGACGCGUGUCUGAGCGCGUGGCGGCGGGAACAGCCGCUGCCGCUUCUCCCUAUGCGCGACGGCCUGCUGAGGCGUUUCGUAGGUCUCGAAACGGCCGCUCGAGAACUGAAAAGACUCGAGGAGUGCCUUCUCGGCGCUUUGCCCUUCUUCAACGAGACGCGCAAGGAUUCACCGUCGCAGGAUUCGGCAGCCUCGCCUGAAGGUUUGAGCUGCCCCGGAGAAGGCGAAACGUGGAUCUGCCUGGAGGCGGUCGAAUCGCGCAUGCGCCAUCUGCUGCGGUCCGCCGAGUCCCCAGCACCGAGUUCGUCGGCUGACGCGCCGCUGGCCUCGUUGCCUUCUGGAGGGCGCGGGCCGUCUGAGGCUCUCGAGCCCGCAGCCCUGGGCAGCGAAGACUUUUGCGAUCCGCCCGAGGCGCCAGGCGAGAGAAGCGACUCCGCGGAAGGCGAUGCAGGUCCGUCCUUUGCGCUGCCUGUCGGCCUCGCCGACCUCGCGAGGGCCGUGCAGCGGCUGCGGACUGCCAUGCAUGCGCGCCUUCUGCGGGAACUCCGCGAUUUGCUCCGGUCGCUUUGCCUGUCGGCGAUUGAGGCGCGAAAGCUUCUCAGCAAGUCGGAAGAGGCCUGUGGAAGCCCUCGCGGUGUUUCGUUUCCCCCAGGCGGAUCCGGAAACGCGACGGGGAGCGGUGCGCAGGCGGAAGACGCACGGUCGGCAAGGGUCGCCGCUCUGUUGCACGGUCAAUCCCACAUUGAAGAAGAAUGGUGCCUCGCUCUCGAGCACCUCGUCAGACCUCUCCUGGAGGGGACAGGAGUCGAUUCGACAACGGCAGCGAGGGAACAAGUUGAAGAUCUGUUUCGCCAGUUCUUCGUCGACGCCUUGGUCGCCGACGCUCUCGCGGCGUCGCAGCAGCUCCGCGGCCCUUCUGGCGACCGCCGCCCAGUUGCCGACGCAGCCCCAGGCAGGCGGGAAGCGCAAGCGUAUCGAGCGUUCCUCCGGGCGCUCGCCGCGACCCUCGUGGCGCCGCCCGAUGUCUUUCUCUGGCUGGCCGGGAGGCUCACGCAUCGCAGGCACGCGCAGCGGCCUUGCGCGGCGCUCGUCGACUCGGCGUUUCCUCCGCGAGUCCGAUCUGGCCCGCCUGCGACGAAAGCCCCCAAGGCCCAGCUGGAAGCUCGCCGCAAAGGAGACGACCUCGCUCCAUACUGCGGAGAGAACGCCAGGGAGACAGCCUGCUGCUGUUGCUGCGAGACGCGGGAGCCUGAAGAAGCCGGGGAAGCAUCCGAGAGCGAGGAAACAAACGGAGACAGAGCGAAGGACCAAGAGGCCGACGCGACACGGACAAAGCCGGACAAGCUGUGGCUGCUUUCCGAUGUCCUCGCAGUCCACGUUCUCCAGGCCAUUGAGACAACUUUCAGCCGCCUCUUCAAACCCGCGUUCAAGGACGUGUGCCUCUCAGUCUACGUCGAUACGCUCGAUUUCUUCUCGUCUCUGGAGGCACUGAUGGCCCCUUGCGAGCGCGCGAGGUUCCAGCGGUUGCCCGCUGUCAAGGCCUUUUCAGCCAGGCGGUCGUCUCUCCUUCUCUGGGCGACAAUCUUCGAAGGCCAGCACCUCGAACUCCUCCAGAGCCAGCUUCGCGAAGAUCAACGAGCCGACGAGAAGCGCAAAGCAGGCGACGCCGACCCGCGAGGCGGCCUCGCCGGCUACAAAAAGAUUCCCUACCGAGACCAGGUUUUCUGGUUUCCCUCCACCGUGCUGCUCCUGCGUCUCCUCCGUUGCCGAUUCAACGUGGAUCGUCCCCCUGCCUGCCAGUCUCCGCCCGCUCUCGCCGACGACGGUUCGCGGCUGUCCUCGGGUCCAUCGGCGCUGCCGUCGGGAGCCUGUGCGGGGUCUCCUGCCUCGCCUGAGGAUGCGUCGGCGCUUCAGUUUGCGUCUCUCGUGGACAUGCAGCGCGCAUCGCGUCUCUUUGCUUCGCAGUUUUUGCCGCAGUCGCUCGCCUUCUUCGUGGCUUCGCUUUCGGCGUUUGCGCGCGGACUGCCUUCCAUCGCACGAGGCGACGGCAGCGCCACGCCAGGCCAGCAAACCACCCAUUCCGGCCUCUCAGCAGGAUCGGCAACGCCUGAGGGUUUGGAAGUCUCCCGCGGAGGUUCUGCGCCCUCGUCGGCGGUAUGGACGCGCGCUCUGCUGCUCAUCGCUGAUGUGCUGGCGUUAUGGCAAUCGAUUCGUCCGUCGCCGGAGCCUCCGACGCUAGUUCUCGCUUGCUCGGAGUCCUCGCUGUCUUCAUCCGCUUCGUCCUCCGUGGGUCCGGCUCCUGUCUCGCCUCGGCGCGUGCGUCUCGAUUUUCCUCCCCUCCCUGAAACGCAGGAGGCGCCGGCGAAUCUGGAGCUGCGGCUCGGCCCCGUGUUUCAGGCCGCCCUAUGGGAGGUACACCGAGGCGUCGAGGCUUCGCUGCCUGUGGGGCAGUGCUGUCUCUGCGUUCGUGCUGAAGAGGCGACUGCGUCGCGGUUGGUCGCCUGUCCGCGGCGCAAAGAGGAAGAGCGAGGGAAGAUUGAAGAAGGCAACGCCCUGAUGGCCACGCUGUGGGACAUUUUCCAGUGUGGGGUUGACACACUGUCGACUGCACGUGCGCGACUGGAACAACAGAUUUUGUCGCACGUGCAGAUGAUCUGCAAAGGCAGUCUCCUACCUCUUCGAAGCAUUCCGGCGGCGUACCGAAUGACGCAGAAACAAGCGCCACGGAGUGCGUCGCCUUAUGUGGAUCGGGUGCUGCAGCCUCUCCUCCUCUUCCGUGCAUCGGUCGACGCCGUGGUGCCUGGUGACGUAGGGCGGAGUAUCCUCCGACGCGUCGCCGUGACGGUCAGUUCGCUGUGGGCAGAAGAAGUUGAGCAGCUUCUGCAUACAGAAGAACAAAAGGAGAGCGCUCUUCAAAGACUCCAGCGCAGCAGCGCGAGUGCGCACAAGAGCGCAGGGAGUGGCAGCUUGACUGAUUUCCAGAAAAUGAAACUGCAGCUCUUCCUCGAUGGACAGACUCUGGGAGAGACGCUUCUCCAGCGAGUUGCAGAAGAACCGUCUGGCUCUCGUUUGCUGCGCCCGCACUUUGCUCUUCUCGACAAGCUAGGCGAUAGUUCGCAGAAGACUCACGACGCCGUUGUCUCUGAGCAGAGAGGCUGA